This is a messenger RNA of Limulus polyphemus (Atlantic horseshoe crab), 868 nucleotides long. Its product is annotated as tubulin beta chain-like. Gene Ontology annotation, biological process: microtubule cytoskeleton organization; mitotic cell cycle. Lineage: Eukaryota; Metazoa; Arthropoda; Merostomata; Xiphosura; Limulidae. The transcript is spliced from 3 exons. The record is from RefSeq and is a predicted model, not a curated record. Gene Ontology annotation, molecular function: GTPase activity; GTP binding; structural constituent of cytoskeleton. Gene Ontology annotation, cellular component: cytoplasm; microtubule. The coding region runs from base 37 to 501 and encodes 154 amino acids.
CUUUGAUAUAAGAUUUGCAGUACGAUUUUUCUUUAGAUGUUUGAUGCCAAGAAUAUGAUGGCGGCCUGUGAUCCCCGCCAUGGAAAAUACCUGACAGUUGCUGCCAUGUUCCGAGGAAGAAUGAGUAUGAAAGAGGUUGAUGAGCAGAUGUGGAAUGUCCAGAAUAAAAACAGCAGUUAUUUUGUGGAAUGGAUUCCUAAUAACGUAAAAUUGGCUGUCUGUGAUAUACCACCUCGUGGACUCAAGAUGUCGGCCACUUUCAUUGGUAAUUCCACGGCUAUCCAGGAGAUUUUCAAGAGAAUAGGGGAGCAAUUCACAGCCAUGUUCCGUCGCAAGGCUUUCUUGCACUGGUACACUGGAGAGGGGAUGGACGAGAUGGAGUUUACUGAAGCGGAGUCCAAUAUGAACGACUUAGUAUCUGAAUAUCAACAGUACCAAGAAGCCACUGUUGAUGAUGAAGGUGAAUUUGAUGAAGAAGAGCCUUUAGAAGAAGCCGAUUGAUGUACCAAUUUUUAAUGCCUACAAAACCUGUAGUAUAAUACUUCAUACUUAGGUUUUGUUAUUAGAAGCUUUUUUUGUAUCACUGCAUGAUUGUUUUGAAUUGCUCAUGGUAUUUUUUUCUUUUUGUGUACAGCUAAUAUUAGAUGUUUCUUUUGUACUAAAGAUUAUGUACAAUCAAAAUUCUGUAAGAUAAAGGAUUGUAAAUUGUAUUAGAGUUAAUCUCAAUUAUGACCUAAAAAAGCAGUAAGCAACUAUUCAUUUCUAAGUGCUAAUUAAAAGAAAUUGAAAUUAUUUAAUGUCAAUUUUGAUCUGUAUCUUCAUAGGAUAUAUUCCUAAAAUUAUAUUAAAAGAAUUUGAUUUUAGUGAA